CUCAUGUUUGUGUUUUACCGUAUCGCGUCGUGCGUCCGUGAUGUGUAAACGGUGAUCUAAACCUUUCGCUCCACGUAUAAAUAUCCUUAUGGAUGACAUUAAUACCGUCCAAUCGCAAAAAUAAAUCCCCAAUUUUUGUUCCCGGAAAAUCCCAGCACUUUCGAGAGACCCAGACGCCUCUUCUCUCUCUCUCUCUCUCUCUCUGGAGGUAAAGUAAUCCCCAUAUCUUUGUAGAUGUCAACCUCAGGGCAGCCCCAAUUCCGAUAUACGCAGACGCCAUCGAAGGUUUUGCAUCUGCGGAAUCUCCCGUGGGAGUGUACGGAAGAGGAGCUAAUCGAGCUUUGUAAACCCUUCGGAAAGAUCGUGAACACCAAGUGCAAUGUCGGCGCCAAUCGGAAUCAAGCCUUUGUCGAAUUCGCUGACCUAAAUCAGGCAAUUCAAAUGGUUUCAUAUUAUGCCUCAUCCUCAGAGCCUGCACAAGUUCGUGGUAAGACAGUGUAUAUCCAAUACUCUAAUAGACAUGAAAUUGUCAACAACAAGAGUCCAGGUGAUGUUCCUGGAAAUGUAUUGCUGGUAACAAUUGAGGGUGUCGAAGCUGGUGAUGUGAGCAUUGAUGUCAUCCAUUUGGUAUUUUCUGCUUUUGGUUUUGUGCACAAAAUUGCCACUUUUGAAAAGGCUGCUGGUUUCCAGGCUCUUAUUCAAUUCACUGAUUCGGACACUGCAUCUGCUGCAAGAAAUGCCUUGGAUGGGAGAAGUAUACCGAAGUACUUGCUUCCAGAGCAUGUUGGUUCGUGCCAUUUGCGCAUCUCAUAUUCUGCACACACUGACCUCAAUAUCAAGUUCCAGUCUCAUAGGAGCAGGGACUAUACAAACCCGUAUCUGCCCGUGAAUCCUACUGCAAUUGAGGGACCUGUACAGCCUGCUGUAGGUCCUGAUGGAAAGAAGAAAGAACCUGAGAGUAAUGUGCUUCUUGCAUCAAUAGAGAAUAUGCAGUAUGCUGUUACAGUUGAUGUUCUUCACACAGUAUUUUCUGCAUUUGGUACUGUCCAGAAGAUUGCGAUAUUUGAGAAAAAUGGUGGAACGCAGGCGCUAAUUCAAUACCCUGAUAUUGCAACUGCUGCAGUAGCCAAAGAGACACUAGAAGGACAUUGCAUUUAUGAUGGUGGCUAUUGUAAGCUUCAUCUAUCAUACUCUCGUCAUACUGAUCUCAAUGUAAAGGCCUACAGUGAGAAAAGUAGAGAUUACACCAUCCCGGAUGCAAGUUUGCUUGCAGCAGGACAGAUUUCUGGUGUCCCUGCUGCUCCGACAGCGUGGCAGAAUCCUCAGGCUGCUCCAAUUUACCCUCCAAACAACUAUGCCGCUCCCCCUCAAGUUCCUGUAGGGCAGGUGCCAGCUUGGGAUCCAACGGUUCGGGCCAGUGGACCAGCUUAUGCAUCAGUUCCAGGCACAUACCCUGGUCAAACAUAUUCAUCACCACCGGUACUGGCAUAUGCCUCUGCAGCAAUGCCUGUUGGAUCCUCUCCACUUUCACAAGGCAGUCCGAUUUCUCCUGGAGUGGCUUCCAUGCCAAUGAAUCAGCCAGGGGUUAAUGUGCGACCUGGUGGUGUUCCACCUCCAGGUCAGCCUCAUUAUUAUAGUCGAUGAUGUUGUAUGUUUCUCUUUGAACAUUUUUUUUUUGGCGUUCAAGCAUUUGUUUUUGGUAAAGAUGAUAAACCUUUUAAAAUGUCAGGGUUUCACAGAUCUUGUGAAUUUAUGACAUCAAUCAAUUUAAAAAUAAAAAAAAAAAUCAAAAGAUUUGUUUUUCUUUAUCAUCUCCGCUUACAGAUGAUAUUUA
Jatropha curcas is the source of this 1834-nucleotide messenger RNA. RefSeq names its product polypyrimidine tract-binding protein 1 (gene PTB1). The record is from RefSeq and is a predicted model, not a curated record. Gene Ontology annotation, molecular function: RNA binding. NCBI's taxonomy places the organism in Eukaryota, Viridiplantae, Streptophyta, Magnoliopsida, Malpighiales, Euphorbiaceae.